ACCAGAGACCACGUUUUAGCGAUGAUGGUAUAAGUUCCAGCACAACAAGAGUUAUCUAACUUGUUGUGAGCAGAGCUAUUGAAUCGCCGAUAGGGUGGAAAGAGAAAGGAAUCUGAGAAAAGGACGUGUAUCCCGUAGACAUUAAAAUGCCGAACAUCAAGUUGCAGAGUUCUGAUGGGGAGACAUUCGAGAUAGAUGUGGAUAUUGCGAGGCAAUCAGUCACAAUCAAGACCAUGCUGGAAGACUUGGGUGUGGACGAGGAUGAUGAAGAACCAGUCCCCCUUCCCAAUGUUAAUGCAGCAAUUCUAAAGAAGGUGGUGCAGUGGUGUACCUAUCAUAAAGAUGAUCCCCCACCACCAGAGGAUGAUGAAAACAAAGAAAAACGCACCGAUGAUAUCUGUUCUUGGGAUGCCGAGUUCCUCAAAGUUGAUCAAGGAACAUUAUUUGAAUUAAUUUUGGCUGCCAACUACCUCGAUAUCAAGGGUUUAUUGGACGUCACCUGUAAGACUGUAGCCAACAUGAUCAAAGGCAAAUCACCUGAGGAAAUCAGAAAAACUUUUAAUAUCAAGAAUGAUUUCACACCAGCAGAGGAAGAGCAGGUACGAAAGGAAAACGAAUGGUGUGAGGAAAAAUAGACAUGGAAGUUGUAAAUAUAUCCUGUUUCCUUGUAUUUAAAAAACAACUAAGAUAUUUUAUAAACUGGUUAGACUCACCUCUUAAACAUCAUUGUAUAUCUUAUUCACAAACUAAGCCUGUUUCAAGGUGCGUUUCUUGUCCAACUGAAAGGAAUAGAAUCUGUAGUGAAGCAGGUGAUCAGGUUUAUGUGAUUUCACGUAUGGGUGUUAAUUUCCAAUCUGUGUGGCCAAUACUACAAUGAGGAUGAAGAAGCAUUAAAUGGCUUAUAUGUAAGAAGACACGUGCAUACCCCCCCUUGCAGUAUUCUGUAUGUUGACAUUGUAAUGGUGACACAUGGAAUUACUUUGAGUAUCUAAUACAAAAAAGGCAAAUAUGUGAAAUACAUCUGGAUGCUAAAAGCUUUUAAAUUGUUUAAUGAUGCAUUUCAUUAAACAAUUUACUGUGUAGUGCAUCUGUUGACCUAUGAUUGAAAUUACCACAAAAUCCUUUUCAAUAUUGUGAUUCUGUAGACAUUUUUUUUUAUUUGAAUAAUGACAUUCGUGUUUCACCUAUGGUUGUUCUAUUGAAAGGAGCCUUUUUUGUACAUUUGUAUAGAUAGAUCUUUUAAUUUUGUUGAUUUGCUUGUAGAAAAACAUGUUUGUACCUGUUAUUAGGCUGAGUUUGAACCUUUUAUUAUAUAUGUUUACAAUAUGACAUCUAGCAAGAAAGCGCAUCCAGAUAUACUGUAUUACAUGUAUUUUGAAUGGUUAAUCCCAAUAACUUAAUGUACUUUACUGAAUUAAGCCUACAGGGUAGUUGUACUGUAAUUUAUUUUCAAGGUACUUAUUAAUUAACUACAAGUACAUACAUAUUAGCAAAAUAUUACUUAAUCUUUCAAAGAAAACAAUGAUGAACAUGGAAGUUAGAUAGUACUAAAGAUUACAUAAUUGUGAUGGAUUUCAAUAUGACAUGUAACUCUUUUAAACAAUAUUUAAAUCUUCCUUCAAGUUUUAAAAGAAAUACUUAGAACUGCCAAAUUGAUACAAAAUUUCAAAGAAGGAAACUAGGUCUUUUGGGAUGUAUUUUCUUCCUUAAAGCUGUCUUUGCUUCCUCCUCUUUUGUUGGUAUGUAGUAUACAUGUAUGAUAAAAUCUAAAGACAAACACGACGUACAGUGUAAGUAUUUUUAUGUAUUUAUGUUAAAAGUUGGAUCAAAUAAAUAUAGUGGAUUGAUACAAAGUUAAAUUUGCAACAAGCAAAUAAUAAAAGUAAAGUACAUUGUAUGCUAUCAAAUGUGCCAUAUGUAUUCAGAAUUUCUUGAACAGCUUAAUUUUAGAGAAACACUACAUGAAUGGCAUGUCCCUAGUAAGUGAUACUUCUUAAAAGACAUUGACAUCAUGCUGAAACAGAUAAAUUUUAAAAAAUCAAAAGGAAAAUUAAGCUUUUCUCAAAAAAAAUUCCUGGAUGACCAUUUGUGUGCUGAUAAUAUUUCCUUGUUUGAUGUAUAUUGUAUGGACAGCAUUCUUCCCCUAAUGAUUGUUUUAUUACUUGUUUGCAUCAAUACAAUAUACAUGCAUCCACAUUAAAAUCCAUGUCAAUA
Molecule: messenger RNA, 2214 nt
Organism: Pecten maximus
Lineage: Eukaryota; Metazoa; Mollusca; Bivalvia; Pectinida; Pectinidae
Product: S-phase kinase-associated protein 1
Exons: 5
Coding region: 147-635 (162 amino acids)
Biological process (GO): SCF-dependent proteasomal ubiquitin-dependent protein catabolic process
Cellular component (GO): nucleus; cytoplasm
Molecular function (GO): cullin family protein binding
Source: RefSeq, a predicted model, not a curated record